UUGAAUGGGCCACGACCCAACCAGCCUGGGGAUUAUCUCGAUAUACCUACCUGAACACGAGUCCAGCGACUGCGACGACACUUAUCUCUUUAUCUAUGCUAAGUUCAGUUGAUGCUUGGCCCACAGGUGGACAAUACUACCGUGCAAUGGUGAUGAACGCAGAAUAAUUCAUUGACACCUUUAAGUCAAAAGAAGUAUGUUUAAAAUUAAUAAUAUGUAUCUACGUUGAAUCUCAGCCAUGGACUCCAGUUAACAAGAGUGUUUUUACUGCCACAGUGGACCGUGUUAUAGGGCGAUUCAGGUACUAAGUAAGUAGUUUCGUACAUGAACGUUUACUUCGGUGGACACGGGGACACUGCGAGAGACUAACGCCCCCCACUGCCCCCUUGUAGCAAUAUAGAGGAAGUUUGGACACUGCAUGGAAAAAAGGGAUGAAGGCGGAAGAGGAAUUCGAAGCGGCACGUGUUUUAAUUGAUGUGAGCCGUUAACAAUACGCACGUCCUGUACGGUUUUACACUGGGGCAGACACCAGGCGAUAAGUUCAGUGAUUAAGCGUGAAGACAAUUUUCAUCAUGCCCAAAGGAGGGAAUCUCUUUACGUUUCUUUCGAGGCUGCGAUGGCAGUUAAAAGCGACCCUUUUGUUUCUUCUUACUGCAUUGAUAGUGCGACUGGGAUGGGUCAUUCAACACACUGUGACGUCAUCAUAUCCUGUAGGUAAAUCUACGUCAGCCAAAUAUUUGAGCAAAAUGGCGUCAUCAAAUUACGCCAGCAACUUGGGAUAUUUUGAGUCCUCUAUUAGCCACAACGAAUCAGACGUACCUUUGAUUUUACAAUCGCCUGUCAUCAACAUGACAUCAUAUGAGGAAGCCGAUGAGGUGACAGUCGGGUCCUCAGGGGUGACGUCACACGAGAAAAUGAGUAAGAUAUCCAAGAAGACAGAUCCGCCUCAAUUCGAAAAUAUGAAAAUUACAUCACAUCCCGACGAUCUUACGACGUUGAGUUCGAAAACUGAAUGUAAGAACACGUGGAGCGUAAAACCAAAGGGAAAGCCAGCGUCAAAAAUUGUUUUUCUGAAGACACAUAAAGCCGCAAGUAGCACCGUCCAGAACAUAUUUCUACGGUACGCGCUUGAGCGUAACCUAACAAUAGCACUAGGUUUUAAAGAGCUAGAUUCAGCACAAUUAGGUUGGCCUCAUUUCUUCAGAAAGGACUUUGCCUAUCCCAGCACGAAGGGCACCUACGACAUUAUGUGCCAUCACAUGAGAUACAGUGAAAAUGUUGCCACUGUUAUGCCCUCAGAAACUAUAUACAUUACAGUCAUAAGAGACCCUGUACAGCUAUUCCAAUCAUACUUCUUUUAUUAUCAGUUAGAUAGGCAGUUCAAAAUAGCAGGAGAAACCGACCCAUUGGAAACGUUUUCUAAAAAUCCCGGAUUGUACGAGCACAAAUGGGAGAAAGUUUCUCCUGUAAGAAAUGUCAUGAUGUUUGACUUGGGAUUAAAGAAAGAAUAUAUGAACGACGAAAAUAUGAUCGAAGGUAAAAUUAAAGAAAUUGAGCAACGUUUCCACAUUGUCCUUAUUGCUGAAUAUUUUGACGAGUCACUGAUUCUCAUGAGGGACCUGCUUAACUGGAGCAAUCACGAUAUUCUUUACUUUAAACAAAACAUAAUGAGCAACACAACGAAGAGGACCAUAUCAGAUGCCACAAAACAUCGCCUAGAACAAUGGAAUAAGGCCGAUGUUAUGCUUUACCAGUAUUUCAUCGCCACAUUCUGGGCCAAUGCAAAGAAAUUCUGCUUGGAGAAGCUGGCUGCGGAGGUGAAUGCGUUCAGAUCUCAACUAAAGCAAUGGCAGUCAGAUUGCGUCUUGGACGUGAUUACCGGAAAUAAAAUGUACGAUCCUCUUUACAAAACGUACAACCCAAAUGCGCUCAGCUACCGGUUGAGGCCCGGUGGACACGGCAACGAAACUUGUGUAAAUUUGGCGAAAACAGAAAUAGCAUUCACGGAGGAAAUGCUUAAUCGUAUGAAGAAAACAAAAUCCUUGAACUUUGAUGCAAAUUAUGCCAUCACCAUUAAAAAGGGGUCUCCAGAAGAGAAAGAACUUUUAAAGCGAUUGGCGGCAAUUAAAGGCUGAUCUUUUUCGGUGGUUAUAUCAUUUUUUAAUUCCGAAAAAUAUAAACUAGUUUAAGUGGUUAUUUUCUGCAUUUAUUUCUUGGUGUUGUCAUUUGAACAUGUCACUCGUAGGAGUUCUACAAAAUAUGGCAAUGAAAUGAUUUUACGUUUGUGAUAAAAACUAAAAAUAUGACACUCUUAAUUACAAUGUAGCACAAUACACCAACUAAUUUAAAUGGCUGAAAAAACUAAAAUGUGGUUGUGCAGAUAUUAACCAAGUAACAUGUAAAAUUUCUUACAGAGAAUCUAAUCAAAAUUUUAUUCAUUUUUAUACACAAUGACAUGAUUUAUGGCAAUUUAAUAAAUUCAAGACUGAAGCUGAAAUUCAAAUAUAAGCUGUCACAGAGUGAUUCUAUGUUUCACUAAGAGGGCAAAUUAAGGCUCAAACUUAAAAGAACAACUGUUAAAUGAUUUCUUAGUUAACCAACAGCUAGAUAUACAACUUGUAUAAUUUCCAAUAACAUAAUUUAUCUUGCAAAGCAACUAAAUAGUGCAUACAUGUGUUAAAUAAAAUCUGAAUCAUAAAUUACUAAAUGCCAUGGAGCGAUUUGGUAUUAUUUUCUUUUAAUUAAUUUCAAUGACUACACAUGACAGACAAUACAGGGACAAAAAUUUUACAUGAUUUGUCAUGUAGCAAUUAAACUAUUGUGACUAUGUACAGGACUAUUUUCUGGGGAAAUUUUCUCAGCAAGCAUCUCAAACUAAAAUUACCAAAACAAAAUAUGAAGUAUUAAGAUUCCAAAUUGGGCUUUAAAAACAUCAACUGUAUGUAUUUGGUAAAAUAAUAAAA
This is a messenger RNA of Lingula anatina, 2963 nucleotides long. RefSeq names its product galactose-3-O-sulfotransferase 2-like. Gene Ontology annotation, biological process: glycolipid biosynthetic process. Gene Ontology annotation, cellular component: membrane. Gene Ontology annotation, molecular function: galactosylceramide sulfotransferase activity. The record is from RefSeq and is a predicted model, not a curated record. Lineage: Eukaryota; Metazoa; Brachiopoda; Lingulata; Lingulida; Lingulidae.